AUGCUGGGUAGGAACAAUCAACAUAGUCAAGACAUGAACAUCAUUCAGAUGGAGUUGGGCUACAGGAAUGGCCCAACAGAACCUUCAGAGAUUCAGAAUCAACAAAUGCAAAGUCCUGCAUCCAGGAAGCAAAUGCCCCUUAGGGCAUUCCCCUGCUUAAAUAACUUCAGUAUCUUCAGUCCUCACAGUCUCUGCUGUCCACAAGACGAGAGAAAGCAAGUUCCAGUGAAAAGGAGAAGAGUACCCCAGGCUGGUUACCAUGGUUCAGCUGAUAGAAGCAGUGAAGCAUCCUGCAAAAAAAGAGAGGAUUAUUUGGAAUGGCCUGAAUAUUUUAUGGCAGUAGCUUUUCUGUCAGCACAAAGAAGUAAGGAUCCAAGCUCUCAGGUUGGUGCCUGCAUUGUAAAUUCAGAAAACAAGAUUGUUGGAAUUGGCUACAAUGGGAUGCCUAAUGGUUGCAGCGAUGAUGUACUACCCUGGACGAGAACAGCAGCAAAUAGACUAGACACAAAAUAUCCUUAUGUGUGCCAUGCCGAAUUGAAUGCCAUCAUGAACAAAAACUCAGCUGAUGUGAAAGGCUGCAGCAUGUAUGUUGCCUUAUUUCCAUGUAAUGAAUGUGCAAAGCUCAUCAUCCAGGCAGGCAUAAAGGAAGUUAUUUUCAUGUCUGACAAGUAUCAUGACACUACAGAAAUGACAGCUGCACGGCGGCUGUUUGAUUUGGCAGGUAUUAUAUACAGGGAAUUCAAGCCAAAGUGUAACAAGAUCGUCAUUGACUUUGAUUCGAUUAACAGCAGACCAAGUCAAAAGCUUCUGUGAAUUAUGUCUCAUUAAGUCUUUAGAAGAGUAUGAUUAUCCUUUUCUAAAAAGCUGCUAAUGCCUUUCAGCUUGAAGCUACUUGCAACUUUUUAAUGGUUUCUGUAGCUAAAGUAGACUUAUAAGAAAUCCAAGGCAUAAAAUGUCCCGCUCACUUCAUCUUGUCAUGUGGAAUCUAAAUCUACUUAAAAUGUUUUAUGCCUUUAUCAAAACUGCUGAAAAAAUGGAGACACGUAGGUGAAACAAUGUAAAUAAAGCAAACUGUUCUGAUUCUUCCUGUAUUCAUCACCACAUGCUCAGAUGGGCUGUCAGCAUAGAUUCAGCCUCAGUUUAACAGCAGUACUUGGAACCAGUGGUACGUGGAAUAUGCUGAUAGAUGUUGAUCUCUGUUGGAUAUGUGGAUCUUCACAGCUGAUCCUAAUCAAGAACAAAAAAUGUUAUCCAUGCAAAUGCUAAUCUUCCAACUAUCAUAACACUAAUAUUUGAAAGGUUUUACAGCUUUAGGAAUGUGUGCCAUUUUGCUUGUUACCCAACAAAUGAAAUGCUGAGUUUUCUUUUAAUUGCUAUCUGACAUUGCCAUACUUGGGGAGGGCUGAGAGAGGAAGGUGUUCUGAGAAUUGUCCAUGCCUGAGUGAGCUUUAGUGGUGAUUUCAAAUCCUUGGUUUCCCCAAGACUCCAGAAUUGAAGGGGCUUGAGGGAAUAAAUAAUUUGGUGCUUUACCUCUGGGACUUUCACACUGAAUUUGUUUUCAUGUGUAAAAGAAAAUCAUUUUAUUGGUCUAAGCUGUUCCUAGAUAAUCCAACAUAGCUCAGUCUUAAAUUCUACCUGUAAGGUAACUGAAUCAUUUUUGUCCUUUGAGAUAAAUUGGAGAUAUUCAACCCAUAUCCAUAUCUAUGCCAAAAGAUCUAAUUGCGGUGUUAGCUUGUUUCCCAGUGCUGACACAGUACCUCCAUUUUCAUAAAUGUUGCCUAAAAUAACAUCCUUUUUAAUUUUAUCUGGAGAUCUGGGAAUAGAUUUGAGUUCAUUUUCUCUAAUUUGAUUUUUAAAAAUUAAGUAUGCCUAAUGGCUUUGUUUAGAUAACAUUGGUGGUUGUUUGGUUUGUUGUUUUUGGUUUUGGUUUUUUUCUUUUUAAUGUGGUUAUACUUCAAUGAGCUUUUAUUUUCUCUACAAAAGCUUUGUUUCAUAUUUUGGGACAUUAUGUAAUUUGGCUUCAUACCAAUAUUAUUAAAGUCUUAUUAAAAUCCA
Molecule: messenger RNA, 2055 nt
Organism: Zonotrichia albicollis (white-throated sparrow)
Lineage: Eukaryota; Metazoa; Chordata; Aves; Passeriformes; Passerellidae
Source: RefSeq, a predicted model, not a curated record